Cadophora gregata is the source of this 1395-nucleotide messenger RNA. RefSeq lists its product as uncharacterized. Gene Ontology annotation, molecular function: transmembrane transporter activity. The record is from RefSeq and is a predicted model, not a curated record. Gene Ontology annotation, cellular component: fungal-type vacuole membrane. NCBI's taxonomy places the organism in Eukaryota, Fungi, Ascomycota, Leotiomycetes, Helotiales, Ploettnerulaceae. Gene Ontology annotation, biological process: transmembrane transport. The transcript is spliced from 2 exons. The coding region runs from base 1 to 1395 and encodes 464 amino acids.
AUGGCCACUUCAAAGACAACAGUUCCGGAAACGUUCGUGGAGCUCAAUAUCUGGGGCCAGCAUAGGACCAGUAACAAGCUUCGGAACAAAGCACAACCAGGAUACUCUAGAGCAAUAACAGAUCCCGAAGGAGACAAUGUCGUGAUACAACAAUUGUUGCCUGCGGAUGGUGGCCUAGCCGCAUGGAGGCUGUUGAUAGCAGCUUUCGUUUUCGAAGCAUUGUUAUGGGGCUUCCCCAUCUCCUUUGGUGUCUUUCAAAACUUCUAUUCCAAACAGCCAGAAUUCGAAGGAAGUUCGCAGAUUGCUCUCAUUGGUACUAUGGCACAAGGACUGUGCUAUCUAGGUGCACCAGUAUCUGCAGUACUCACUAAACGAUUCCCCAAGUACCAUCGGCAGCAAAUCUGGGUUGCAUGGCCAAUAUGUAUCGGCGGCCUAGUCGCAGCAUCUUUUACGUCUAGUGUUGGAGGGUUAAUUGCGACGCAGGGCGUAAUGUACGGUCUUGGAUUUAUCAUCUUGACCUACCCCAUCAUUUGCAUGAUCGAUGAGUGGUGGAUCCAGCGGAAAGGCAUGGCUUUUGGAGCUAUCUCCUGCGCAUCAGGAGCGUCUGGUGCAGCGAUGCCUUUCAUCACCUCUGCUUUGCUCGAGAAGUAUGGCUACAAGACAACUCUUCGAAUAAUUGCAGUCGCGAUGACACUGCUCACUGGGCCUCUGAUUCCUCUGUUGAAAGGACGGCUACCACCUUCUGAGCAAGGAGCAAUCGCCAGAGUCGACUGGUCCUUCCUCGAGAAACCUCUCUUCUACAUAUACGCCACUGCUACUCUAGUCCAAAGUCUUGGAUUCUUCUUCCCUGCCAUCUAUCUCCCCACAUAUGCUACGGCUGUGGGUUUGAGCGCGACAGAAGGUGCUCUCAUUUUAGCCACAAUGUCCAUAUCUCAAACGUUUGGUCAACUCGCUAUUGGAUUCAUGACUGACAAGAAAUUUCCAGUGGCGGGGCUAGUCAUUGGUUGUUCAGCCAUCGCUACUGUCGCUGUGUUAGCCAUCUGGGGGCUAGCGAAGUCUUUGGGCUUGCUGAUAAUCUUCAGUAUUAUCUAUGGGUUCUUUGCGUCUGCGUUCAGCCCUUUGAGAGUCGGAAUGGGAAAAUCCGUGAGUGAUGAUCCCUCUGCACUGGUGGCAACGUAUGCCAUAUUAUGUUUCUGCCAAGGCAUUGGGAACGUUCUCGUAGGCCCGAUCAGCUCAGCUCUAUUGUCUCAGAGAACCGCUGUAGAUUCAUAUGCAAUUUUCAGAUUUAGGAAUAUGGUCAUCUUCACUGGUGGGAGUAUGUUCCUGAGCGCCGCGGUUGUUGUACCAUGGUUGUUAUGGUCUCAUCGGCCGAGAACUCGUCUCUAUCGCAGUUGA